GCACGCAGCGCGCCUGCGCGGGUCCCGGCAUUUGCGAUCAGUCGCGCGGAAGCGGCGUGAAGAGCGGGCGUUUUGAGGAGACCCUGUGGCGAUGGCGUCUGGCAGUAGUUCCGAUGCGGCGGAUCCGGUAGAGCCGGCAGAGCCGGCGGCAGCGCCCGCAGCAGCAGAGACGGAGGAGAACCAGGUGAAGAGGCGGCGGCUUCAGUGCCUGGGCUUUGCGUUGGUGGGGAGAUGCGACACCACGAUGGCCCCCACCUUCCUGUCGGAGAACGACUGGCAGACGCAAAAAGCGUUGAGUGACUACUUCGAACAGCCAGAGAACGACCUAGGGUGGCCGCGCCAGCCUCCGACGUCCUUCAAGUCCGAGGCCUGUGUUGAUCUAACCAACGAGGAUGCAAAUGAUACCGCCAUUUUAGAAACCAGUCCAUCGGGACCUCCUCUAGAAGAUAGCAGCACUAUCUCUUUCAUUACCUGGAAUAUUGAUGGAUUAGAUGAAUGCAACCUUCCAGAGAGGGCUCGAGGGGUGUGUUCCUGCCUAGCUUUGUACAGUCCAGAUGUGGUAUUUCUACAGGAAGUUAUUCCCCCAUACUGUGCCUACCUAAAGAAGAGAGUAAGCGGUUACAAAAUUAUUACAGGUAAUGAAGAAGGAUAUUUCACAGCUAUACUAUUGAAGAAAGGAAGAGCAAAAUUUAAAAGUCAAGAAAUUAUUCCUUAUCCAAAUACCAAAAUGAUGAGAAACCUUCUGUGUGUAAAUGUGAGUUUGGGUGGAAAUGAAUUUUGCCUUAUGACAUCCCAUUUGGAGAGCACCAGAGAACAUUCUGAGGAACGAAUAAGUCAAUUAAAAACUGUUUUUCGAAAAAUGCAAGAGGCUCCAGAUUCAACUACUGUUAUAUUUGCAGGAGAUACAAAUUUAAGAGAUCAAGAAGUUAUCAAAUGUGGUGGUUUACCUGACAAUGUUUUUGAUGCCUGGGAAUUUUUGGGCAAACCUAAACAUUGCCGGUAUACAUGGGAUACAAAAGCAAAUAAUAAUCUCAGAAUUCCUGCUGCUUACAAGCAUCGUUUUGAUCGAAUAUUUUUCAGAGCAGAAGAGGGGCACCUUAUUCCCCAAAGUUUAGACCUUGUUGGGUUGGAAAAACUGGACUGUGGUAGAUUUCCCAGUGAUCACUGGGGGCUCCUUUGCACCUUGGAUGUAGUAUUGUGAAAAGCUUCCCCAAUUCCAGCUUUAACUGUUUGUUUGCACUAGUUCUGAAUUUGUGCACAUCUCAACCUUUCAGGAAAGCUAGGUCUAAUACAAAAGAAUUAAUAAACCGGAUGAUUAGUACAGCAAAAACAGUUAACGUUUUACUUUAUAUCACGUGUCCUCAGAGUUAAGAACUGGUGUUUGUAAUAAAUCAAAGCAUGCUUAUGUUCAGAAUGUGUGGACUUUUGUUUAAAGGACAUAGCUUCUCAGCUUGUAACAGACUUGUUGCCAUCAAGACUUAAAGUAAUGGACGUUAUCUCAGGGCUAACUAUUGUUUGAAUUAGGCACCAAUAUGAUUUAAAUCAUUUUAUUAAGAGAAAAAGUAAGCCGUUGAAUUCUUGAGACUGCAUUGUCUUACAUUCUGUAAUUUCAGAAACUUAAGUGAAAAAGCCAUGGCCAUCUGUAGUAGAGGACAGCUGUUGUAUAUCAGACUUAAUUUUGUCAGCUGAUAAUAUGUAGUGACUAAGUGGUAAGUCAUGUUUCCACUUUGAGUUCUAGUAACUGUUCUGAUUAGUGUUAAUAAUUUGCUGAUAACUGACAAAGUUUAGCUUGGCAAUGAUUACACUCAGCUUAACAGGAGAAUUAUUUUUUUUUCUAAGAGGAAAAUUCAGAAGAAAAAUAACUUUCAGUUUUGUUACUGGUAAGAUGGAAAUACUUUGCAGAGUGAAUAAAGAAUACUUUUUUGUAAAUGUUUUGUAAAGAAAAAUGUCCAGUAAAUAAAGUGUGUCAUUUGUAGACUGAGCACGA
Messenger RNA from Arvicanthis niloticus (Nile rat), 1987 nucleotides. RefSeq names its product tyrosyl-DNA phosphodiesterase 2 (gene Tdp2). The record is from RefSeq and is a predicted model, not a curated record. NCBI's taxonomy places the organism in Eukaryota, Metazoa, Chordata, Mammalia, Rodentia, Muridae. Gene Ontology annotation, molecular function: single-stranded DNA binding; 5'-tyrosyl-DNA phosphodiesterase activity. Gene Ontology annotation, biological process: double-strand break repair. Gene Ontology annotation, cellular component: PML body; cytoplasm.